Molecule: messenger RNA, 1377 nt
Organism: Striga hermonthica
Lineage: Eukaryota; Viridiplantae; Streptophyta; Magnoliopsida; Lamiales; Orobanchaceae
Source: the annotation of a GenBank genome assembly
AUGGGGUCCUGCUUUUCAAGUGAAAGCAGGAGCCCCCUACCUAGUUCCCCUGUGGGUGCUAGGAAGAAAAGGGGUUCAAAAAGGAGGGGCGUCUCUCGAGAUUCUUCCUUUGACUCUAGGAAGGAAGAACAAUUGCACCGGAUUUCUGGAAGGAUGUUCUUGAAUGGUUCAAGCGAGAUUGCUUCGCUUUUCACUAAGCAAGGCAAGAAAGGGAUCAAUCAAGAUGCCAUGAUUGUAUGGGAGAACUUUGGUUCGAGAACAGACACUGUUUUCUGUGGUGUUUUUGACGGCCAUGGUCCAUAUGGUCAUAUGGUCGCAAAACAAGUUAGAGAUUCUCUUCCUCUGAAGCUGAGUGCAAACUUGGGAGUUGAUCUAAAAAGUGACGAGAUUCUUAGGGCUUCCAGUUUAAGCACUGUGGAAAGCUUGCGCACAGAUGAUACUUCCUUUGUGUCUGUUGAUGAGGAAGCUAGGGCUUCCAUUGAUGAUAUUGACGAUAAGCGAUCAGAGGUCGUUGAGACACUGAGAGAUUCUUUCCUGAAGGCCUUUAAGGUUAUGGACAAGGAGUUGAGAAUGUAUUCGAAUAUCGACUGCUUUUGCAGUGGAACAACAGCAGUAACCUUGGUUAAACAGGGUCAAGAUAUUGUAAUAGGAAAUGUUGGGGACUCAAGAGCUGUAUUGGGUACAAGAGGUCAAAAUAAUCUACUAACUGCUGUCCAAUUGACUGUGGACCUUAAACCUAACCUUCCAGCUGAAGAAGAGAGGAUUCGCAAGUGUAAAGGACGUGUUUUUGCCCUUAAAGACGAGCCUGACGUUGCAAGAGUGUGGCUGCCGAACCUUAACUCCCCGGGCCUUGCUAUGGCCCGUGCAUUAGGUGACUUCUGUCUCAAGGACUUUGGCCUCAUAUCUGUGCCAGAAAUCUCAUACAGGCGCAUCACGGAUGAAGAUGAGUUCGUUGUUUUAGCAACCGAUGGGAUUUGGGAUGUGUUGUCGAACGAGGAAGUGGUGAAAAUCGUGGGUUCUUGCCCCACACACUCGAAUGCCGCUCGAACGCUAGUCGAGUCAGCUGCUAGGGCUUGGAGGAGCAAAUUUCCAACUUCAAAAGUCGACGACUGUGCAGCCGUUUGCCUCUUUCUUGGCUCAAACGAAUCUGAUUGCUUCACAACCAAUACUAAUGAGAAUAUAUCAUCACUUGAACAAAUCGAUGCUGCCAAAAAUGAUGAUCUUCCGGAUCCAAGUGGAUUGAACCGAUCAGAAACUGUCCGAGAGGCCAAUGAGGAAGAAAUUUCAGUCGACGAGCCAAAAAACAAUGAAUGUGGACAGGAUUUGGACGGAGUUUCUCGUGUAAACACACUGUUGACGGUGCCAAGGUUUGGGUAA